ACAAUUUUAGCCAAUUUUUUCCGGUGACAAAAAUUCCUCAUCUCUCUCUUCUCCAAUCUGAUCCAACACUAUUCAACUUGGACUCUCUCUCUCUCUCGUUCUAGCCACCACCUUUUCCAACCUAACAGAAUCUUGAGAAACUAAUUCUCAUUAAGGUAAUUCUUAAUUCUUUGAACAAUCUUUUUCUUUAGCCAUGUACAAUGUAAGUUCAACUCUUACACUAAAGUGUAAUAAAGGGUCAGCUUCAUUUUCAUCUUAUGAUCAUUCUUAUUGCUUAACUAAUAGAUUUAGUACACACCCUUUAGCUUAUUCUUCCUCUUUAUCAUCAUCAUCAUCAUGUUGUUCUUGUUGUGCUACAAAUGCUAUAUACAGAGUGCCCAUUUGCCCUAGUUCUUUGUAUGGGCUGAGACAAUCCACUUUAAUCCAAUGUAAAAAACUGAUCUUGGGUGGUUUUGAUAGAUAUAAUUCAAGAUUUCAAGAUUUUGAUAUUGAUAGGGAGUGUUAUUAUGACAAAGUUUGUUCCUUUAAGGAAAAUGGUGUGAGUAGAAGAGGUGGGAAAUGGGGUAAGGGGAGAUAUAGGUGCUUGGUGUUUGAGGAAAUGAGUGAAGGAGGUGGUGUUUCGGAGUUCGAUGAGGCUGAGGUUAUGCUCAGCUUGUUGACUGAGGAUGUGGAUGAGGCGUUGUUUGGUGUGAGAGACAGAAAUGGAUGGUCAUCUAAGAUGAUAGAGGCGGAGAAAAGAAAAAAUGAAGGUGGUUCGAAUUAUGUUGUUAAGAAGAAAGGGGAUAAGUCGGGUAGUGUGGGGAGUAAGUUGAGGUAUAAAUAUGAAUCUGAAGUGAUUCCAUCAAGAAAGGAGGAGAAGAGAAGGGAGGAGAAUAAGAGGGAGGAUGAAAGAGCAUCAUUUUUAAGGAGAGAGAGUCGAGGAACAAACCGUAAGGAGGAAGAAAGAGCUUCCUUGUUGAGGGAGAGUCAUAGAGAUCGAGCAAGGGAAGAUGAGAGGGCCUCAGUGUUAAUGAGAGAGAGUCGAGGGACAAAUCAUAAGGAGGAAGAAAGAGCUUCCUUGUUGAGGGAAAGUCAUAGAGAUCGAGCAAGAGAAGGGAGGGAAACAUUGUUGAGGAGAGAGAGUCGAGGGACAAGGCAUAAGGAGGAAGAAAGAGCUUCCUUCUUGAAGGAGAGUCACAGCAAAAGAACAAGAGAAGAAGAGAGGGAAAGUUUGUCGAGAAGGGAGGACCACUGGCAGAGACUAAGGAAAGAUGGCUCUAGCUGCUCAUCGUACUAUUCUGCUUCUUCAACAAGUGAGCUUGAUAAUGAAAGUGAAAUGCAGAUUGAGGACGAGCGCUUUGAGGAAGAACCCUCAGGGAAGCAUGGAGGAGAGUUAAAGAGUGAAGGUGUUGCUCGAUAUGAUGGAGUGUACGGAAGAGAUCAGAAAUACACUGCUAAACAGGGGGUUGUCUCACGGAAGGACGAUUCCAUAGUGGGAUUGUAUGGUGCAGCUGGUGACUGGAGAAAGAAGUCAGAGAAGAGGCUUACUGACAUGUCAAUUGAGGAGACUGCCUCAAGAAAGGAAUCAAAGGAGAUGCAUUUGAGGAUAUCUCAGAUUCAUGGAAGUAGUUCUGAACAGGUUUCUGGUUCCUCCAAGAAAUACGACGGUGCAAAACAAGAAUCAGCUUCUCUUACAAAAUUUGAGGGGCAGACAAGUGGACAACAUGGGCAAGCAGGACAAUCUAAUACAAAUAUGAAGUAUAAACAAUUCGUGGAUACAUCUGAGAGUUAUGGCCUUAGAUCUAGAACUGCUUAUGGCACAAGAACAUCUGUUCAUGAAACAGAAGAAACCUCCAAUGAGGCUUUGAGUCAGAUUCAGCAAGCAAGAGAAGAAUAUAGUAAGAAAGUUGAGAGCAUCAUAAAGGAAGAUGAAUAUAGGAGGAGAGCACAUAGGCUCAAUCAAGAGUCUGAUAUUCAGAAAAAUGACAUUAAGAGGGAGUCAGCCAUUGAACGAGUCUCUGAUACUGAACUCAGAAAGAAGGUAUCAAACGAGCACCACCAAUCUAGUCAGAUCACUGAGUUAGUGGAGUUGAGAGAAGGAGCUGAACAAUUAACUAAAGUAGACGAAAAAAGAACUCACGUCUCGCAUGGUAAAUCAGAGACAAGGAUGAAAAACCAGGAAGAUUAUACAAACCUCGUCAACAAGUCAUCAGUAGAAUCCAAAGAGCACUCCUCCCAAGCCAGAAUAAGAGACGCAAGAAGCACAAAAUCAGUAAUGGAGUCUCAUGAGAAAAAAACUGUACUGGGCGCUUCGAGUACGUCUAUUACUCAUUAUAGUGACACUACAAGUCUUGAAGUAACAGAGGCAAACAAAAGAGAAGUGAAAGCGUCUUCCCAAGUCUUAUCAGGACGCUCAUCAAUUAUGGAGUCAAAGAGUGGGUUUCCAGCUCAAGAAGUUUCUGAUUCAGGCAUAAAGAGAGGGUUUUCACUACAACACGAACACAUCCCAGAUAGGCCUUCACAACCUCAGCACAAAACACAUGGUGAAUCCAGAAGGGAUGAGGUUCUUGGCCUGCCUUUGAAUUUCCCAUCCCAUGAAGAUGCACUUGGUUCAGCUGAUCGAUUGCAGAAAUCCUCGACUCAGUAUGUUGGCGAAUUUGUAGAGAAGGUCAGGCAUGAGAUUUCAAAUUCCGAGAUUCUGAAGGAGACGAAGACCUCUGAGACAAAGUUAAUUUACGAGGGAGAGCAGCAUAGUGAAAAUUUUUUAGGCCAACAUGGUUCUGGUGAUUCUCAAUCAAAUGAGCACGAAUCAAGGCAAUCCUCUUUGGUUUCAGGGGCAAAGGGACCUUCAGAUGAAAUGUGGGAUGUAACUGAGCCCUCUGUCAGGGAGCCUCCGGAGAUAGAAGUGCCAGAGGAUGCAGACAAAGAACAAAAAGCUAUUGUCAAGAGAAGUGGUAGGUCCUUGUGGAAUAUUAUUGGAGAUGUUGUUCAAUUGCGAUGGAUGUCACGUUCUGAUCGCCAUUCUUCGACAUCUAAAUCUGGUGGAAGGAGCUCACCUAAUCAAUCCAUAAGUAGUGAAACAUGGUUUUCUGGUCAUGAAGCAGAGGAUAACAAUAAUGAGAAUGCAAAAAACAAGAGAAGGCUGAACCAAGAAUCUGCAUCUAUAGACCGGCAUCGGCAGGAAAGGUUGAACCAAGAAUCUGCAUCUUUCCGGCAUCGGCAGGAAAUGGUUCGCUCUCAUAGUCAUGAAGAAGCAUCCAGCUCAUCAAGCUCAAGGGAACAUAUGAAGGGCACAAGGGUGGAAACAUCAGCUUCACCAAUUGUUUCAGAGAGCAUUUUACCAUCCAAAACUAUUGCAUUGCCUUCUGCUGAAGACACCCCUUGGAAAAACUUCGAAGGUACCUCUGGCUCAAUUGUUCCAGAAGGAGUGCUUCCGCUUCCUUCAAUUCAGGUGAGAAGAUCACCCAUUAUAGAAGAAAUAACAGAAGCUGGACAGGCUGUUCCAUCCAGCAGUAGCGAAGGGCAAGCAGUUUCAGAGACAGCCGCUGUCUUUAGUGAGGUGUCGGGGUCUAAGGUUAAAGAUGCUGAAAUGAGACAGAGAAGGUUUCUGAGGUCCGAUCAAUUUGUAAAA
This is a messenger RNA of Nicotiana tabacum (common tobacco), 3610 nucleotides long. Lineage: Eukaryota; Viridiplantae; Streptophyta; Magnoliopsida; Solanales; Solanaceae. The record is from RefSeq and is a predicted model, not a curated record.